This is a messenger RNA of Hibiscus syriacus, 503 nucleotides long. RefSeq names its product NAC domain-containing protein 90-like. Gene Ontology annotation, molecular function: DNA binding. The transcript has a single exon. The coding region runs from base 60 to 482 and encodes 140 amino acids. Gene Ontology annotation, biological process: regulation of DNA-templated transcription. The record is from RefSeq and is a predicted model, not a curated record. Lineage: Eukaryota; Viridiplantae; Streptophyta; Magnoliopsida; Malvales; Malvaceae.
UUUCGGUUCUACCCGACAGAAGAAGAGUGGUUUCAUUUUAUCUUCAUCACAAGCUAGAAAUGGAGAGGAAGGAUCUGAACCGUCUUAUGGACCGGGUUAUACCCAUUGUCGACAUUUAUGAGUCCAAUCCUUUCGAUCUUCCACAAUUACCAGUUUACCUGUGCCAUAAGGACCCCGAGCAAUGGUUCUUCUUCAUUCCGAGGCAAGAGAGUGAGGCUCGGGGAGGAAGGCCGAAGCGGCUAACGACGACUGGGUACUGGAAAUCAACUGGAUCUCUUACGUGUGUUUAUUCGUCGGACAAUCGACCUAUCGACGUUAAAAGAACCAUGGUUUUCUACAACGGAAGAGCUCCCAACGGUAGAAAAACCGAGUGUAAAAUGAAUGAAUACAAAGCUAUUGAAGAAGCAGCUUCGCCUAAUGCUUCCACUCCAACUUUAAGGCAUGAAUUCAACUUGUGCCGGGUAUACAAGAAAUCAAAAUGAUUGCGGUCAUUCGACAGGAGG